AUUGCACCAUACAUAAAUUCAACAAUCCGACACACUCGCCCACUGUCACAGUGUGCUCUGGACUCUACACUGAACGGAUUACCGGUAUCGUUAUCGUUCAUCAUGGAUUUGAAACUCUUGGCGGUUAUGUCUGUGCUUGCUGUGGCGACAUACGUUCCUUUCGCACAAGCUAAGCCCAUCAGUAUGAUGGAGAGGUGCUGGUGUCGUUCUACAGUUAACACCGUCCCCCAGCGUAACAUCCGAGAACUGAAGUUCCUACACACACCCAACUGCCCCUUCCAAGUGAUUGCCAAGCUGAAGAACCACAAGGAGGUGUGUAUCAACCCCGAGACCAAGUGGCUGCAGCAGUACCUGAAGAAUGCCCUCAACAAGAUGAAGAAAGCCAAGCAGACCAACUAGAGAGCCUGCAGGAAGACCCGCCCAACAGAAACAGUGCGAAGUGAAGGUCUACACUCCUCUUGCACAGUCUUCACAUUUUACUACCUUAAAUUUUUAUCUAAAAAGGGAUCAUAUUAAAAACAUUUUUUUUACAGAUCUACACAACCUACAUUUUCAAAGUGAAAGUUAUAUAAAAAAAUUUAAAAAGCGAAGAUGUCUUCACACCACAGAGAUAAUACUUGGUGGAAGCGCCUUUGUCAGCUAUUACAGCUGUGAAUAAUUGUGAAUACUAUUCUACUAACUUUGCACAACUCGUAGGACAACAUACUGUAUGCCAUUGUUUUUGUCAAAAUAGCUCUAAGUCAAUACAUUUGGUUGGGGAUCAUUUAUGGACAGAAAUAUUCAAACAUUGUCUCUGAUUUUCAAGAAAACAUAAGUCAGGUCUAGACCACUCAGGAACACUCAACACCUCUUGGAAAGCAAUUCUGGUGUCUUUGACAUAAAACAUUGUUGUAAUUGUCUUUCUGAAAAAUACUGAGGUAGGUUUUCCUUUAACUUUUUACCUGGGGUUUGCUCCUUUCAUAUGUGUUUUCACUUUGUCAUACAGGCCAGUAAUGUGAAGGGAAUACACUGUUGUUGAUCCCUUUGUUUUUUUGUAUUGUGGCGGCAGCAUCAUGGUAUGGGUAUGCUUGUCAUCGGCAAGGACUGGGGAGUUUGUCAGGAUCAAAAUAAAUAUGAAAGAAGCAAAGCCCAGGUAAAAUGUUAGAGGAAAACCUGAAUCGGUCUUCUGAAAACCCAAUCCUUGGAUAGUUUUAUUUUUCUGUGGGUCAGUUACACAAUUUGUUAUGCCAAACACACACUAUGAUGGCUUUAUAAGAGGUGUUGAAUGUUCCUGAAUGGUCCAUUCUCUCCUGACUUAAAUGUGCUUUAAAGUUAUGAGACCAGGUUUGAAUAUUGCUGUCCAUCAAUGAUUCCCACGCAAAUGCAUUGAGCUUGAGCAAUUUUGACAAAAACAAUGGAUAUAUGUUGCCCUAAGAGUUGUGAAAGGUUGGUAGAAUCUCAUUCAAAAUAUUUACAUCUGUAAUCGCUGCCAAAGGUGCUUCCACCAAGUAUUUACUUUGGGGUGGGAAAACACACAAUCAAUACAUCCUCAUUUUGUGUUUUUCAGUCAUUUUUUAAAUUGUUUAUAUCAAAUGUGGAGUAGGUUCAGUAGGAAACAAAUCUAAUGUAAUCCCUUUUUUAGAUGUAAUUUUAAGGCAAAUUGUGAAGGGGUGUGUAGACUUUCACUAGCGGCUGUAUGUAAUGUUUUGCGUAUAGCGUGUAACAUCUACUCACCUGGCACGCACGCUGAACACCACUUAUCACGGAACCUUCCAACCCAUGGCUUGCCAAAACCACCACCUCUGUUACCUAUGCUACCAUAACCACCUGUACCCGUUAUAGAAUCCACCCCUAUUAGCGCCAAGUGAAAUUAUAUCUGUGCAUGUAUGUUUUUAUCUAUGAUGUAUAUACCGUUUUUUUUACUAUCCUAUUUGAUUGGUAAAGAUUUUUGGAGUUGUUUUGGCCCCUGGCUUCUCUGUCAUUUAGGAAUUAGAACUGUUCUUUAGGUAGGUAUUGAUGGGGCUGAGAUGUGGUGAGGAAGGAAAGGAAGAGAUAAUGCGGGAGGAUUCAUGACAGAAUUCACAACUCUCAAUCCAACUCUAUCCUGGAGAGUGUACAAGGUUCAGCAAUGCAAAACAAAAGAUCCAAGAGGCAUGGGGAUGUUCACGUGUGCAGGGCAGCGCUACUAGAACACACUUCCAUUAUGUCUGCUUAAGAACACACAGGAGUGAACGGACAUCCCUGUCUAGUACCGACUCAACCAAUAUUUUUUUGUUUUGUAUCCAGCCAUGCUGGAUAGAGUCUUAAUGUGAAGCAUAGUCUGUGAUGUUAUUCUCUGAGCAACUUUCGUAAUUAGCAACAUUUAGAGUCAGAACUCUGCUUAUUGAGCGACCAAUGAAAAAGUAGUAGUCCGUCAUGGUUAUGGAAACAUUAAAGGUAGUACGUCCAGAUUUUAUUAAAGGAACAGUUAAUCCAGACUACCAUAAAGGGAAAGUUCUGUCAGAUAACUAACAACCCACGGCUUGCCAACGUCGUAGUUCAGGUUCCCCUUUAAUUCUGACAUUGACUAGUCCCAUGAAACAUUAUGGUAAUGAUAAAGUUUCAUAUUUAGCAAACCAGACACUAUGAAAAGCAAAUCUAUCAGCAGUUUUAGUGUGCUAGCGUUAGUAGCAGUACAGUAAUAGUAAUAGUAGAAAUGGUAAUAGUAGAUAGAUUGGCUUGACUACCUAUUGAUGUCAUAUACUGUAUGUUAUUUUGGAUACCGAUGCACUUUACAUCCAACAUAUUCAUUCAUUAACAAUACGUAAGUUUAGAAUGUUAUAAUGAGAACAAGAAUAUGAUCCACACUGUUGGUCUGCUACAGUUAGUCAACUGUUGUUUUUCUAAUUGUCUUUAGUGGUAUAAUACCUUACUUUUACUUUACUUUUUCAUAUAACAAUCUUAAGCAUGAGAUACAUCACAUUUUCAUUUUGAGUGAAAACAAAUAUUAUAAGAAAUAUUAUAUUUUUGUAGUUUUGAUACGUCAAACACAAGUUCAUAUGAUGCUAGAAUGUAUAAUGUCUCCAGAUCUUUUCACAUGAGCCAUUUCCUCUGAUGUAACGUCAUUUCAAUGUUAAACUAGAUUGUUGAGUAAAAUGUAAUCUUUAAAUAAAAAGUAUUCAUUUUUA
Molecule: messenger RNA, 3146 nt
Organism: Oncorhynchus keta (chum salmon)
Lineage: Eukaryota; Metazoa; Chordata; Actinopteri; Salmoniformes; Salmonidae
Product: stromal cell-derived factor 1
Exons: 4
Coding region: 103-399 (98 amino acids)
Biological process (GO): defense response; positive regulation of cell migration; immune response
Cellular component (GO): extracellular region
Molecular function (GO): chemokine activity; chemoattractant activity
Source: RefSeq, a predicted model, not a curated record